AAGCAGCAGGACACUUCAAACCCAACUCACCUUUGAAGAUGAUAGUGCCAGCCAUAAAGAUAUUUGAUGCUAGCCACACCUUUUCUGGGCAGGUCAGAAAGUGCUUUCACAGAUGGGUCACAUGAGUUUGGACUGGCCUGGAGAGCGUUGCUUAGACAAGUUCCUAAAUGUGACACUUCCCACUGAAAGACAAUAUGGCAGCAGCAAGACCUGUUCUAAUGAGACAAAGCAUCAGUCUUCCAUCACACAAGUCUGAGCUGAAGCUGGUUCUUCUGGGGGAAAGUCAGAGUCUGAAGGCUCCAGUGGGAAACCUCCUUUUAGGAAAAACACAGUUCAGUCAACAUUAUAAAUGUGUCAAAGGCAGUGGAAGACUCAAGGACAGACCAGUGACUGUGGUCUACACUCCAGACCAGCUUCUUUCCACUGUUUCCAAUGAUGGACGGAAGCGGUUUAUACAAGAGAUUAAAGAUGUGAGUGGCCCUGGUCCUCAUGUGUUUUUGCUAGUUCUACAGCCUGAAAUCUUCACUGAGGAAUACAAAAGGAGAAUUCAGUCAGUCCUGGAGAGUCUUAGUGAUCAGCCCUUCCACAAUUCAGUGGUGUUGAUGUCCAGACCACGAGCAGUGUCACUAGGGUCCAUGGAGGAAUACAUGAGUCAGCCACAUAUAAAGGACUUGAUCACUAAAUGUAAGAACAGAUAUAUGUGGAUGGAUUAUAUUGAUCUAAAUGAUCUGAAACUUAAAGAGCUGUUUUCCACAAUCAAUAUGAUUUGUGAGCCAGACUAUCCACAAAAACCUGCAGUUCCGAAAAAUAGACAGGAGUGUCUGAGGAUUGUGUUGUUUGGGAAAACUGGCAACGGAAAAAGUGCCACUGCCAACACAAUUUUGGGCCGAGAGUGUUUCAGAUCAAUUACCCAUGCUACAUCUGUCACCAAACUCUGUCAGAAAGAGGAGGGAGAAGUUGAUGGACAGAAGGUUAUUGUUGUUGACUCUCCUGGUUUAUUUGAUACAUCUUUGUCAAAUGAGGAACUGCAGGGGGAGCUUGUAAAAUGCAUCACAAUGCUCGCUCCUGGGCCCCACGUCUUCUUAUUGGUGCUGCAGAUCGGCCGAUUCACUAAAGAAGAAAAAGAGUCAGUGGAGCUAAUCAAAAUGUACUUUGGAGAAAAAUCAAGUCCCUUUAUCAUCACUCUCUUCACUAAAAUUGAUGCCCUUGAGAAUGUGUCCAUUGAAAAUUACAUUGAGGGAAGUGACGAUUUGAAGAAAAUUAUUCAAGACUGUGGAGGGAGAUUCCAUGGCUUUAACAAUAAAGACAAAAACAAUCAGUCACAGGUUCGACAACUCAUACAAAAAGCCAACAAAAUGGUGAUGGAAAAUGGAGGCAGCUACUACACAACAGAGAUGUUCCAAGAGGCAGAGGUGGCCAUAAAAAAGGAGAUGGAGAGACUGCUGCAAGAAAAGAAGGAUGAACUUAGAAAGGAGGAGGAGAACAUUCAGAAUAAACACAAACAAAUAAUAGAAGCAUUGGAAAAACAAAUGGGGAAGGUGACAGACCAGGAGGGUGAAUGCAACACGGUUGAGCUGAGAAACUUUGAGCAAAAACAAGAAGAAGAAAAGGAGAGAAAGGGACAAGAUGAGAAACAACAACAACGACAACAGUGGAAGCAAAGGCUUGAGAAGUUUGAAGUAAAAAGCAAGUUGGACUUGCAACCAAAACCAAAAGAUCUAAGGAAAUUGCGAAGGGUCUCAGGGACAGAGAACCAGACCUCUGAAAAUAGAAGUAUGGAACAGGAGAGCGUCAAAACAAUACAGCCUCCUAAGGAAACCAACAUCAUCAGGAAGAAUGAAGAAGAUCAAGCCCCCCAAAAGCUGGAGGAGACGCAGAUGCAGGAAUUAAUAAAAAGUUACCAUGAAGAGCUGACAAAGCUGAAGGCCAAAUAUGAACAAGAAGCCAGAAAAGAGGCAGAAAGAUUCAAUGAGUUUAAAGACAAGUACACUAAAGAUUUUGAUGCUCUCCUGGAGAAACAUGGGGAGGAAAUCUCAUGUCUGAAGAAACGUCAUGAGAGAGAAAUAGAUCAUAUACACCCCCAGAAAGCGUGCGGUUCUUUGCAGAAUAUCACAGCUUUCACUGAGGGACUUUUAAGUGAACCCGUGUGGCAUGUCAAUGACACACUACAACAUGAAAUGAGAAAUCGACAGCAAGAGGAAAUGAAUGAUUUGAAGAAAAAACAAAAAAAGCAUUGUUCAAUUUGCUAACCUCAAAACUACUAAAGAUAUUACAUAUACACUACCAGUGAAAAGUUUGGACACUUUUGAGUCUUCUUUAUUUCCCUGAUUAUUUACACUGUAGAUUCUCACUGAAGGCAUCAAAACUAUGAAUGACACAUGUGGAGUGCAGUAAACAAAACUCAAUAACUCCAGUCUUAAAAACAGCCACCCUUUGCUUUGAUCACUGCUUUACAUUUUUGGCAUUUGACCUUGACAAAGCACAGCUGUGAAGUGAAAACUAUUUCAGGAGACUUCAUCAAGAAGCUCAUUGAGAGAAGGCCAAGGGUUUGCAGCCCUGUCAACAAAGCAAAUGGUGGCUAAGAUUUGAAUUAAAAAUAUAAAGAAUAUUUUGUUGAGUUAUUCCAUUUUUUUCUUUGCUUCAUAAUUCCAUACAUCUUUUGAUCAGUCAAUCAAAAUCUAUUAAGUUAGCCACAAGAGCAGCCAACCACAACCAUGACAACCACAGAUUUUGAUGUCUUCUGUAUGAGUAUAAAAUGCACAAAGUAAUAGUAAAAAAAAAAAAAAAAUUGAAUGAGAGGGUAUGUCCAAACUUUUGACUGGUAAUGUACUUGAGCAUUGUUAGAAUCUUAGUAAACCUAGUAGAAAAGAAUGUAGAUAGCUCCAUGUGCACGACCGACGUGCCUGGUUUUGAAUAAAACACACUGUACUGUGUGAUUGUCUUUACGUGAGGCA
Molecule: messenger RNA, 2954 nt
Organism: Periophthalmus magnuspinnatus
Lineage: Eukaryota; Metazoa; Chordata; Actinopteri; Gobiiformes; Gobiidae
Exons: 4
Coding region: 195-2249 (684 amino acids)
Molecular function (GO): GTP binding
Source: RefSeq, a predicted model, not a curated record